GACAUAGCGACCCUCUGAAACCAUUUGAUAUCCGGAAGUCAUCUCGACCAGCUCCAUGGCGUUGGCUUGCAACGCUCGACAGCUCUCGUUCCGAACGGACGCCGCCUCAACGACAGGAUCCUGGUUCAGUUGCUUCGAUCUCCAUGCAGAGGCGCCCAAGCAGGUGUCACGAAGGCCCGUGGCCAACGAGGCAGACCAGUGGGUCUCCGACUUCGUGGAAGCCGUGCCACAGUUGCGGGUCUUCCCCACGGAGGAGACGAUCGGAUCGGAGUGGUUGGGGGCGGAGACGGCACGUGUGGUGCUGGCCUUGAAGGAGCGUUUGGAGAGCAGUCCCAGAGAUUCCUGGCAAGUGCAGGCUCGAAUGCUUCGUGUCAUUCUGUCAGCCUUCCAGCAACCGUUCCUGGGAAGAAUCUCCUCCGCCGCGCUCACUGGGCGCGCUCAAGAGCUGCUGAAGCAAUUCCGGAGCUCCGAGGUACUGGAACUGCGUGAGGAAGCAGCACGUCUAUGGCAGCUGUUGGAACUCUCAUGGUCGAUGCCCAAUGAGAACCCUUGGCGCCUGGCUCUGCAAGGCGGCUUGCUAGCCUUCACGGAGAACGCGAAAGCCGCUCCUCCGGAAGCCAGACGGACAGAAGUGAAAGAUGUGAAAGCGACGAGUCUGACCAGCGGAGCCGAGCGUGGAGCGGAGGAUCUCUUGGACCUGAGAUCGGCGCCGCAGCUUCCAGCGUCGCCCAAGGAGGACCUUUCACCGCCCAAAGCACCGCCCAGAACGGCAGCGCCGAUCGGCGAGCCCUUCCUCGCGCCGGUGCCUGUGGCCCGCAGCACGUGUGCGGAAGGCGGGAAAGGGACUGAUCUCAUUUGGCAAAAGUCGCCCGAGCGAUUCCAGCUCAGCCUGGACGAGGAGGAUUGUGGCAACCAGGACUUGGAGCGCAUGUACAGUUUUGCGCGCCCGGCUCCGAAGCACAUCCCCUAUUUUCCUCCCAGCACGCAGGUGAAGAUGCUCACGGAGCAGGACCCUUUCGACUUUGUCUCUGAGCAGGUGAAGCAGAUGCGUCACUUGUGAGAGUUCUGCAGAUGCCGUCACGUUUUUUCAUAUCUUUUGCGCAGGGAAAAAAGGACGAAGUGUGUCCUUAGAGCAGAGAGGUUGGCUGCCAGAAGAGGUGACCAUGGUGUGCUCCUG
Durusdinium trenchii is the source of this 1177-nucleotide messenger RNA. Lineage: Eukaryota; Dinophyceae; Suessiales; Symbiodiniaceae. The record is from the annotation of a GenBank genome assembly.